Molecule: messenger RNA, 2826 nt
Organism: Stegastes partitus (bicolor damselfish)
Lineage: Eukaryota; Metazoa; Chordata; Actinopteri; Pomacentridae
Gene: wdr36
Product: WD repeat domain 36
Exons: 22
Coding region: 96-2753 (885 amino acids)
Biological process (GO): rRNA processing
Cellular component (GO): Pwp2p-containing subcomplex of 90S preribosome; small-subunit processome
Molecular function (GO): protein binding
Source: RefSeq, a predicted model, not a curated record
UGUGCUUGCUCUCCGGGCUUCUCGUGCCGGUGUGAGCUCGUGAGUGUCGCUGCUUUUCGGUGGUUUCCCGGUAAACUGUUCGGUUGCUACCGAACAUGGCGGACGGCGGCAGCUCGUUGUUCUCCGGGUUCCGGGUUCUGGGUCUGUAUUCCAACCACGUACCGCACGCGCUCCGGUACCACCUGAAGCACCGCGAGUUCUACGUGGUGACGGCGGCGGGUCGGAACUUCCACACAUUCAACGUGAACCGGCUGGGCAUCGUGGCUGUCAGUAACUGCCUGUCAGAUGACAUCACCUGCUUGGCGGCUGACAGGAUGUUGGUGUUCGCUGCCGCUGGACGCCUCAUCAGCGCCUUUGCCAGGAACAAGGAGGUGGUGAUGCGUUACCAUGGUCACAGACAGGAUGUGCGUCUGCUGCUGCCUCUGGGUGAUCAGCUGAUCUCUGCUGACAGCGGUGGUGAUGUCAUCGUGUGGGAUGUCCAGGGAGGAGACGUCUACCUGCGGCUGCAGUUCGACCCGACCACCUUCAACGUGUCGGCCAUGAUGCACCCGAGCGCCUACCUGAACAAGGUGCUGCUGGGCAGCUCCCAGGGUGCGCUGCAGCUCUGGAACGUCAAGACCAGCACGCUGCUCUUCAGCUUCCCCGGCUGGUCGGCUGGAGUCACCGCUCUGCAGCAGAGUCCCGCGGUGGACGUAGUCGGUGUCGGCACGGCGACCGGCCGCAUCAUCAUUCACAACAUCCGACUGGACGAGACACUGAUGAGCUUCACACAGGACUGGGGACCAAUCACUUCGCUGGCUUUCAGAACAGACGGUCCUCCAGUUGUGGCGUCUGGCAGCCCUCAGGGCCACAUUGCAUUCUGGGAUUUGGAGCGUCGUCAGCUGGUCGCUCAGCAGAGACAUGCCCACAGAACAGCCGUCGCCGCGGCAACAUUCCUGCAGGGCGAGCCGCUAUUGGUCACCAACGGAGCCGACAACGCCAUCAAGGUGUGGAUAUUUGACCAGGAAGGGGGCGGAGCUAGACUGCUGCGGAGUCGUCAGGGCCACAGUUCUCCACCCACCACCAUCCGUCACCAUGGCAACGAUGGAAAAAACAUCCUCAGUGCAGGUCAGGACGGCACACUGCAGUCUUUCUCCACCGUCCACGAACGUUUCAACAAGAAUCUGGGUCACGGCUCCAUCAGCAAGAAGAAAGAGCAGAAGAAGAAGAAGGGGCUGUCCUACGAGGAGCUGCGUCUUCCUGCCAUCACAGCGUUCUCCUCCGCUGUCACUCGUCAGUCGGACUGGGACGGCAUCGUCGCGUGUCAUCGCGGUCGCCAAACAACCACCACGUGGAGUUACCAGCGGUGCUCCAUGGGAGCUCAUCACCUGCAGCCGCCAGGAGGCCGAAGAGACGCCGUCGCCACGGCUGUUGCCAUCACUUCCUGUGGUAACUUUGCUGUGAUUGGCUUGUCCUGCGGUCGUGUUGACGUCUACAAUCUGCAGUCCGGGCAGCACCGUGGUUGCUAUGGGGAUGAUGAGAAAGCUCACAGCGGCGUGGUGCGAGGCGUCGCCACGGACACCCUCAACCAGCUGACCCUCACCACUGGCUCUGAUUGGCUGCUAAAGUUCUGGCGCUUCAAAACAAAGAAACAGGAGGAACAGCUGAAGCUAGGCUCUGCACCAGCUAGCAUGAUGCUACACAGAGACAGCGGAAUGCUAGCAUUAGCGCUGGAUGACUUCACUGUGGUGGUUGUUGACAUAGAAACCAGAAGAGUUGUCAGAAAAUUUGCUGGUCACCAUGGCAACAUCAACGAUAUGACAUUCAGCCCUGAUGGCCGCUGGUUGGUUACCGUGGCAAUGGACUGCACCAUCCGUACCUGGGACCUUCCCUCUGGAUGUCUCGUGGACUGUUUCCUGGUUGCCACGGCGCCAGUGGGUGUGUCCUUAUCGCCGACUGGAGACUUCCUGGCGACUGCUCAUGUUGAUAGCCUGGGUGUUUACCUCUGGACCAAUAAGAGUCUGUGUGGGCCUGUGGGGCUCCGCCCCCUCCCAGCUGACUACCAACCGGCUGUGGAGACGCUGCCGGGCGUCAUGCCGGUCGAGCCGGAGCAGGAAGUGACAUCAGAGGAGGCUGAUGAUGUGUAUCAGUCAGCUGAGCAGCUGGGGGCGGAGCUUGUGACUCUGUCUCUGCUGCCGGAGUCUCGGUGGACGAGUCUGCUGCACCUGGACGCCAUCAAGAGGAGGAACAAACCUGCAGCGCCCCCUGCUGCUCCGCCCACCGCGCCCUUCUUCCUGCCAACGCUUCCUGGUCUCACGCCUCGAUUCUCGUUGCCCGCGGCGACCGAAGCACAGUCCAAGCUGCUGCCGAUCGGGUCGCUGCUGCAGACGUCGGCGCUGGGUUUGGCUCUGGAGGCGGCUCAGCAGUCGGGAUCCUUCGACCGUCCGCUGCGUCUCCUGAAGGAUUGUGGGCCAGCGGCACUCUCAGUGGAGCUCACCUGUCUGACAUCAGAGGGGGGCGGGGCCAGCAGCCUCCUUCUUGCCUUCAUUCACAUGAUUGACAGCAUGUUGGCCAGUGGGCGGGACUUUGACCUGGCUCACGCUUACCUGGCGCUUUUCCUGAAGCUUCACCUGCGCUCGCUGUCGCAGGACGCCAUCGCCAUGGCAGCGCUGCUCCGCCUCUCAGACCGGCUGGAGGCAGGAUGGGCGGAGCUACGAGCAUCAUUCGACCAAUCACUGUGUCUGCUGUCAUACAUGAGGAGCGCAGUGCUGUGACACACACCACACACACACCACACACACACACACACACAGAGUUCAGUAUUUUAUUAAAGUUGUUGGUUUCUGA